Messenger RNA from Schistosoma spindalis, 6071 nucleotides. The record is from the annotation of a GenBank genome assembly. Lineage: Eukaryota; Metazoa; Platyhelminthes; Trematoda; Strigeidida; Schistosomatidae.
AUGAUUGAUUCGUUUUUCGAUGAUUCCUCAAUAAAAAAUGAACUUAACAAUGACUUUUCUACCAACUGUUACUCCACUGUUGAUCUUCAGUCUGAUUUCUCACUCGAUAAUGUGGAAAUAUAUCCAGAAAUACCUAAUAAUGAUUCUUAUGGUGCUCUAUUUCUGAUGGACUCUGCGGACCUUUUAGAUGUACGUGAGGAAGUUAUUGGUGAAGAACACUUCGCAUCAAAUAUUGAUCAACCACCAUAUAUGGAAGGACUUCCAAGGAGGUUUGGACUAUUCUCUACCAAGAGUUCACGAAUCAGUACCAGUCAUAAAGAUAAAGGUAAUAAGGAACACGAUGUUUUCCAUGAUAAAAAUUCUUUUUCCGAUGAACAGAAGCAUAAUAAAUGUUCGUGGAAUGAUGGAUCUGAAGAGAUAACUGAUAAAGCUUAUUUAUGUAACCCCGAUAGUCCAUUAUCAAUCCCUAAUGACAUCGGAGUAACUUCAUCAGAUAGUAUAGAUGAAGUGUUUGACAAAGAUCAUGUAGCCAGUCACGAUAUCAUUGAUGGUGAUGAUGUUUCUUUGGAGAGGCUUUCCGAUCUACAUAUUCCAUUACCAUUAUUUCACACUGAAUCUAAUUAUUCAGAUUCUUCACAGAUAAAUCCAUCUGAUUCAGAAGUGGAUGCAUGCAGUUUGUUUUCGUCAAAUAAUUGUGCUACAAAUCACUCUGAUGAUUAUGUCCAAAUAAAACAUAUUCGAUCGACUGAUUCAUCUAACUCAACCUCAAAUGAAUCUGCGACUAAAAUCCCUACCGUAGUACCUGUAUCGUCAUUAUCUUCUGCAAAAAAAACCGAACUAAUACGACUACCAUCUCACGUUAACCAUCUAACCACCACAGUUAACCCGAGCUAUCCAUCUAGGCCAAUAUCAGCUUGUCUUUCAUUGAAGUCAAAAUAUCGCCGUUGCGGACAAAUAACACUGAAAUCAGGUGCAUCCAUCCUUCGUACGAAAAGUUCAUUUAAUGAAUUAAAGCCAUGUUUUAAACCAACAUUCACUUCUACACGUUUUGCGCAUUGCGGGUUUCUAGCUGCUUCUCGUUUUUCCGGAUCAAUGAAAGAAUCAGCAGGUAGUCCAACUUGGUUUCCGAAAGUUGCAUUCGUUAACUCUAAUACACCACUCACUCUUAGAAAACCAGCUAUUGUGAUUGCCUCAUCAUAUCCCAAUUCUAGAUCAGAUGCUACAUAUCUGAAAAGCGAAGGAAUAAAUUUUAUGACACAUUCUUCCGUUAUGCAGUCAACAGAUUUACAAUCUUCUCUUUUAUACAGUCAAAAUGGAUUUUAUAUUUCCACAAUGCAUCAUAAUUCAUUAGGAGGCAAUAAUCCCGGUGAUUUAGCAUCAGUUGUAACCACUACAAUCCCAUCUGAUUUCACAUCAAAUCGUACUGUAUUCUGCCCUCAUCUUGGUUGUGGGAAAACAUUUCGAGAUACAGCUGCAAUGCGUAAACAUUUACAUACCCAUGGUCCACGCGUUCAUAUCUGUGCAGAAUGUGGUAAAGCAUUUGUUGAAUCAAGCAAAUUGAAACGUCAUCAACUUGUUCAUACUGGAGAAAAGCCUUAUCAAUGCGCAUUUGAUGGUUGUGGUAAACGUUUUUCUUUGGAUUUCAAUCUACGUACUCAUUUACGUAUUCAUACUGGGGAUCGACCGUAUCCGUGUCCACAGCCUGGUUGUAGUAAACGUUUUGCUCAGUCGACAAAUUUAAAAUCACAUUUAGCAACACAUAGUAAAAUUCGAGCUACUCAUCAAUCAAGUUUUAUGAAUAGACAUCUAAAUGCUACUGUGAAUGGUAGUGGUGGUGGUGGUUCAGUUCUGCUACGCCCUGCUGCUGCUGCUGCUCAUUCUAAUCAUACACAUGAUCAACCUAUUCCAAUUUCAUUAAGUAGUUCUAUUUUACAAUCUCCAAUGAAUUUUUCCACCAUAAUUCCCAUAGGAUCUAAAGAUAUAAACGUCCGUAAUCGAUGUGUCAAUAGAUUCAAGCCAAAUUUAAGUUCAUUAUUUCAAGAGGUUCAUUUAGAUAACUCUCGAUUACAUACUUCAUCGCUACUGAAUAUUAAUAAUACUUUGUCUAUUCCUACAUCAAGUCCAGAUCAAUGUGAACUAACAGAUAUCAGUCCAUUAUCUCCAUUAGAUCUAACUUCUUCCUCGACAGAAUCCAACAGUUCUACAUUAUCAUCUCAAAAUACCACAACUCAUAUAAAGCAUAACAUUUCAUCUUCUAAAUCAAUGAUUUCAAAAACUCAACAACUAUUCACUAAUACAAUUGAAAAUCAAUUAAAUGAUUUCAUUAAUUCCACUACUACUACUACUACUACUAUCAAUAAUGAUGUUGUACGAUUAUUUGAAAAGGAUUCUUUAGAAUCUUCUAUAAAUUUAAACCCUGAAAAAAUGGAUCUAAAUGUUGGAAUUACACAAUCUAUGAUUAAUAAAAUUGAUGAAGAUUCUUUGCAUAAUUCACAUAUGAAUAUUGAUAAUAUUUAUUAUCAAUCCUCAUUAAUUAAAUCUGAAUCAGAUAUUAUUGUUAAUAAAUCAAUUACAUUAAUAGAAAAUUGUAAAACAUCAACAAAACGUUCAAGAAAAUGUUUAAGUAUAAUUAAACGAUCUGAAUCACCUAAUUUUGAUGAUUUUUUCAAAAGUCAAAAUGAUAUCAAUUUUACGAAAAAUGAUUCUUUAAAAAAACAUUAUUUUUAUCUUGAUAAUAAUAAUAAUAAUAAUAAUAAUAAUAAUAAUAAUAAUAAUCAUUUAUUGUCUAAGAAUAAAACAUCAACAUUAAAAUCAUCAUAUCAACAUUGUCGUCGUCGUCGUCGUUGUCGUCGACGAUAUUGUAAAUCAAAAUCAGAUAAUAAUAAUAAUAAUAAAUAUAUUUGUAAAACAUCAUCAUCAUCACAUUCUAAUAAUAAUAUGCUUAUUACAUCAUCACAUUAUGGUACUCGUUCAAAAUCUCGUGAAUCAUUUAAUAAAAUAUUAUCUAAUCAUCAACGUGAUCGUCGUCGUUGUACAUUAAAAACAUAUGCCAAACAUCGUUUACGUUCGUAAAAAUAUAAAUUUGUUUGGAUGGAUGAAUUCUACCUCUUUCUUAUUCUUUCAUCAUCACGAAAACAAACACACAGGCACCAAUACAUAUAUAUAUAUAUAUAUAUAUAUAUAUAUAUAUAUAUAUAUAUAUAUAUAUAUAUAUAUAUAUGAUGUUAAUGUUUCUCUGAUCUGUAUUUCUAUGUUCAUCAUUGUUCAUAUUUAGUCAUUCUAUCACCAACUAUCUUUAUCAUAAUGCAUACAUUUCUUAAAAUAUUAAUAGUUCUAUGUUACAUCGCUCAAAUUAGUAUCAAAACUAUUGAUUUAUUCUACUCAUAUGGAUAUAUAUAUUUUAAGAAAUGUUUCUUUCGGGGUUUCUUUUUUUUUUUUUCUUCUCAUGCUAGAAUAUCUUUUAUUUAAAAAUUAUUCCCAUGACAUUUAUAUUAUUAUACAUGGAAAUUGAAAUCUGUAAUAUCAACGUAUGUAAACAAUUCAUUGAUUUUUUUCUUCCUUAAAAAAUUACCAUUCCUGUUAAUUUUACCUUUAUGCCGGUAUGUGUGUGUGUGUAUGUGUAUGUAUGUAUGUGAGUGGGUUUUUCUCCUAAUGAUCAUUUUGUAAAACCAUUACACUCUACUGGGAUCUCUAAAGGCGGCAAAUAUAUAUGUGUAUUAAAAUAUCAAUAACUUAUGUAUGUUGUUUGCAUUUAUUCAAUUAUAUAAUGUGCAAUACUCACUUAAUGAAUGCAUUUCAUUCUGAUAACUACCACUAAUUAACAGAAUAUACAAUGUGCAAUAUAAAAAGCAACAUGAACACAAUUAAUUGUUUCAUAUAGAACAGCUGACUCUUUUUUUUUUCUUGAAAAAAUUGUUUUAUCACCACCACCCCACCCUCCACUCCCCCUUUAUUCCUUCAAAUAUUCAUGUGCAAUCAUAUUUAAUAUUAAUUUGUUGAUUGUUUCUUUUCUUUUUUUUUUGCUUAAAAAUUGUUUUCCUUUUUUUUGCCUUUUCUUGUCGUUUUAUGUUUCAUUAAUGAAAUCAAUCAAGUCGAUCUUUCACUAAUAUGCAUAUGCAUAUAUAUGUCAGAAGGGUUUUUUUGUGGAUAUUAUAGUAAUUUCAAUAGUUGAAUCAAUGGAAGGUAGACCACUAUGGAAAAUUUGCCAUCUACUUCUUCCAAGUUUUCCAUAAUGGUCUAACUUCCAUUGACACUGAUGAUUUCAACUAUUGAAAUUUUUAUGAAUGUAUUCAAUCAUGUUCAUGAUCUCUUCUUGUUUUAUUCUAUUCUUUGUUGUUGUUGUUAUUGUUGUUUCUUUAAACAUAUAUUCUAGUCAUAUCUCUCUAUAAAUUAUCCACAUAUAAUAAAUAAUUUCAAUCGACAAUGGUAUAACUAGUGAAAUACAUUCAUUUCUUUUCCUGACAACGGACACAUCUAUAUUUAGAUUAAGGCAAAAGAAAAAAAUAACUUUUUUUUUACUGUUUCUUAAAACAAUAAUCAGUUGUAAUCAAUAUUAGAAGUUCACUAUAGUUCGAGAUGUUUGUUAUUGCUGUUAGAGAUAUAAUACUAGUAUUCUUAUAUCAGUAGUUUGUGUGUGUGUAUGUAUGUAUGUAUAUCGAUGGUGAAUUCCGUCUAGUCUUUCCUUAUUUACCCUGCGUUUAGAUGUCUGUCUUACCGUCCGUCCAUCCAUCUAUCUAUGUACGCGUACACUCUUAACAACAGUGACAGUGUGUAUACCUCAUCAUAUUAUGUGUCUAUCCUACCUAUUCGUCCAUCAUAACUAUUAUAUCUGCAUUUAUUUCUUUCCUUUUUUUUUAAAAAAAAAAGAAAACUUUAUUUACUAUUCAAAUCUCUCGUCGUUUUGUUUGUUUGUUUGUUUUCAAUGUUUCUCAUCUCAAAGAUAUUCUCUUCAUUACUAUCGAUUUAUUGUUGUCCAAGUAAAAAAAAAAAAAGAAAAGAAAAGAAUCACGAUAUAUCCCAAUUAUUUCUUUUAUUUGCCUCUAAAAACUUUUCUUUUUUUUCUGUGAGUUAUAGCCUGGUUCUUUAUCUCUGAGGCUUUUUAUUUUCGUUUGGUCGGAAUGUUGUUGUUGUUGUUGUUGUUGUCGUGAUUAUGAAUUUAAAAAGUAUGAAAUUGUAUGUGUGUGUCAGUCAAAGAAACUUGAUCGAUUUAUCUUUCUGAUAUUUUUAAUGUAGUUUUUUUUUUUCUUUUUUCGAAUUUUUUUUUUCUCUGUAUCCAUGCAUUAAUAUAUGUACUUGUAUUUGUUUAUUGUACUCAAAUACUCAAAUGGUAAUUAAUAUUCAAUUAUAUUCAGGUUUUGUUCACUAUUCUUUUCGAUUAUUAUUAUUAUUAUUUACUUAUCUAUUUAACUUAUCUAAUUAUCUGUAUUCAUUGAAUAAUAUAUGAACUUUAUAUUUAUUUAUGUAUUUUUAACACGAAGGUUAACUACUGACUCCGUUGUUUUGUUUUGUUUUGUUUUUUUAAUCAAACAAAAGAAAUGCUUAUGUCAUUUAAAAUGGCGCGUUUUUGUUUUGUUUUGUUUAAAUUGAAUGUAAUUUCAAUGGUUAAGAUUAUGAAUUAGUUGAAGCGAGAUUAUCAUGAAAAACGUGGAAGUAUUGGACGACCGUUUUGUUCUAUUGUGGGACUCCUCAGUAGCAGUGUGCAUCCACGAGCUCGCCCCCUGCGAGAUUCAAAGCCAGGACCUACUGGUUUUGCAGCGCGAGCAAUUAAUCAUUAGACCACUGAGUUGAACGGCAUCCAACGGUGUUAAUGUCUAAAUUUAACUAAUCCACUAAAUUGAGUGACACAUCUACCAUUGUCUUCAGUGUGUUACUAUCUCACAACAGAUCUGGUUGAACUUCACUGUUCACUGCUUCUCACUAGAACUCCAGAAAAUGCCUCUUGAAGCCAGACAGUAGUGAGUAUAUGUUGAUUAAUAUCACCUAACUUAUGAUCUUAACCACUGAAAUUACUAUAAUAUCCACAAAACCCAUGUGAUAUUAAGUUGAAUGUAUUGUUUAUUAAAUUAGAUAAC